This is a messenger RNA of Glossina fuscipes, 10023 nucleotides long. RefSeq lists its product as uncharacterized. The transcript is spliced from 6 exons. The coding region runs from base 7696 to 9297 and encodes 533 amino acids. Gene Ontology annotation, cellular component: neuron projection membrane. Gene Ontology annotation, biological process: synapse organization. NCBI's taxonomy places the organism in Eukaryota, Metazoa, Arthropoda, Insecta, Diptera, Glossinidae. The record is from RefSeq and is a predicted model, not a curated record.
AAAUCAAGAAGCAAUUGAAUAUAGUAAAAUGUUAACUAAUAUAAUAAAUGAUAUUUUAAAAUUAUUAUAUAUCCGCCUGACUGGCCGAGCCUUUACCUAUGGUCUCGCUUAACAACUUAGUGGUCGUGACUUCAAAUCUCAAGUGCGGUAGAAUUUUCAAUAAAUUAGAUGCUAGUGCUUUAAGUCUUUAAUCUUAGAAUUUAACUCUCUGACCAAAUUAAUAAUAAUAAAAUUAUUAUGAUAAAAAUUAGAGUGCAAUGAACAACAAUUGUGAUAGAUGAACUUGGCUUAUGUUUUUCUUUGGAUCGUCAAGAAUACAUACAUACAAUACAUACAAUACAUAUUAUGAAGAGUACCUUUGUGAGGUUUUUGAUGUUCGCAAAUUUUUGAUUGCUGCAAACUGAUCGAUAAUCCUAGCAUACUUCAUCUUACAAUGUUUUGUGGGGCAAACAAAGAAAAAAAAAAAAGAUAUUGCAUCUCCGGUAACAGCCACUUUAAACAGUUCUAGCCGAAUGGUAAAGAAAUCAAUGACUCCCAAGGUGCAAGCAAAAGUGUUUUCGAAUUUGUUUUCUAAACUAACUUGGCUGAAAAGUACUUGAAAAUAUUUAUAUAAGAUAUCAUUGAUGACCGAAGUUGUUAAUAGUAAUUCAAUAAUAUUUGAUUAGAAAGGAAUCGCAAUCUUUAAUUUAAUUAUAAUUAUGAACUUCGAAAGAUCGCUUAGUAUAUUACUAUUCGCUAAUUUCUCUACAUCAACAACGACAUGAAAAAUUAAACAAAUAAGAUUGUCUAUUAGAAGGUGAAGUCAGAGAUUCCACGAAACACUUAAAUGGAUGUGUAGAGAGUUGACUUCUUUACUCUUCGACAGACGAAGACAGGCGGUCUUAUGAUGAAAUGAAGUAACAGCAUCAUCAAAUUAGUGAUUAUUCAAUCGCUUUUUGACGAAGUUUUUGCCUCUCAUUAGAAUGCAUUCAGGCUCUAAAUAAACAUUUUUUAAAAAGGACUACUUGAUUGAUUUGCUUUAUUUGUUUUUCAAAUUUUCAAUUAUCAAAAAAAUAAUCUUCAACAUACAAAUGAAAUUCAAACUUCCUUUACUCGUUUAAGCAUAGUUUCCGAAAUUAUCAAACAUUAUUAGAUCUGAUCUGACAGGAGAAUCUUCAUGUUUCAAUAGAAAAUAAAAAGAUAAGAAGAUAAAGCCCAAAGGUGCUGUAAAGAAAAAAAAAUUUAAUUUAAAAAGAUCAUCGUUGCCUCUUUACUUUUGUAGUAUAAUAGAAACUGUUAUACUAUAUAUCAUACAAUAUUAUAUAAUAAUGCUUCUUGGUAAAAACGAUAAGGAGUGUUUUAUGCCAUUUGUAGAAUAUUUUAUAUCGCAUUUAUUUAUCAUCGUACAAGUGUCAGUGAAACGGAUUGUGUUCAUUUGACUGGAAAAAUGUGUAACAAUAAAUAAUACCAAGAGAAGUAAACAAGAAACUAAAUAGAACGAAAAAAAAAAAUAAAUAAAUAAAUAAAUAAAAAAGAAAAUGCCAAGAGAAAAGAAGGAAAACCAAGUGCACUAAACCAACAAACAAAGUGUCCUAAAUUUUGUUAAAUCUUCUGAAAUAGUAAACAGACAUAAAGCUGGUUGGUGAUGCCUUGUAAUGUGAUGGCUCAGAUAUAUUUGGCAAUAUUUUAUCACAGAAAAAAUAUGUACAUUAUAGUGCCUGGGGUAAAAGAACUACAAAAAAAUGUUUUUUCUUUUUUGCUUUUCAUAUGAAAUGCUUAAGAACUGAAUCUCUACGUAUGGGAGAUAAACAUAUUAAACCAAACAAAUGAAUAAAAUAAAUAAAGCGAACAGCGAACUGUUUAUGUUAAAAAAAAAAAAAAGAUGAAGCUUCGAUACGCACUAUUCGCGGAAUAUAUUGGAAUAGUAUUUUACUUAAGCGCCCUUCAAUAAUUGUGGACAUAUAAAUAAUGUGUUUAUUGGGGGAACUGUGCGUUUUUAAACACCAGAGAGGCAUCCGUAUGCCUAUAUUUUCAAUUUUCGUUAGAACAUCAAUAAUUAUUUAUUAGUUGUUCAUUUCAAUAGAGUUAUCCGUUAUCUGUUAUCCGUUGGGUUGGCAUUUUAACAUAACCGAAGCCGCUUGUGGAGUGGAGUGUAUUGAGUUUGAGCGGAUAUAUACAACACGCAGGAGAAGCUGAGAUAGACCGACCGUUUACUGAUCUAGUCUGUUCAUCUGGCCGUCUUGUAUUCUUUUGUUCAGGAAUCUACAAUCGAGGUACUUUAAUGAAAUUUGGUACAAGGCUGAACUCUAUUGAAAAUAGCUCGGAUCGGACGACUUUUUGUAGCACUUCACACACAAUGCCUAAUUUUGAAAAUGAGCUGCAUGAAUAUCUAUUGGGUGAUGUAGGGUGUUUAAUGAUGGCUCAUGGCCGACUUUAUUGCUUAUACUUACUUCGUAAUGAGUCUGCAAUUUCGCUUGCUUGACGGCAGCCUAUGUGAUUGAACACCAUGCCUAGUUCUUGAAAACAACAGCUUAUUAAUAUGUAACGGACAGAUUUGUCUCCAGGGUACUGUACUCAGUUGACAUAGACACGAUAGUCCAUAUAUACCUUAAAAAUUUGUUAAUGCACCAUUUUCACAUCUUUUUAGUAAUUAAUUUUGACACUAAUCGUUUAUGAUAUUAUGUUACACGCAGUGUUGUGGUCGAGAUGAUUUUCUUUCGAAAUUUUUUUAUUCUCAGUGAUUUCGCUGUUUAUCUAAACGCGGGUCCGCUGCUAAAUGUAAAAUAUUUGAAUUAGGUUUUAAAAAAACAUCCGUGAGCAUGUUGUUCAGCACCCAAGCACUUAGUUUAAUCAGGUAACAGGGUCAUGUCUCAGCGCGCUACAUUAUUGUACUCUUCUCUUCUUCGAUGUCUUCAAGUCUCUCACUUUCUUUGCGGUAUAUCGGUACUCGAUUCGAUAAAUUGUUCGCUUUCAGAGUUUUCUCUUCUUGAUAUACGACAAAUUCUAACAAAUAUGAAUUUCGUUAUAAAAAGAAAAAUCCUGCUAACGCGCUUCAUAUAGAUUGCUAUAAAAAGAAUGAAAGAUUUAAUGUGCUCUCAUCUCAUAUAACACAAAAGAAAAAGGAAAAUAAUAAAGCCACUACAGGACGGUCUCCAUCGAACUGAAAUUAUAUCAUAAGGAAAACCAAAAAAAAAAAAAAAUUUUUUUUCAAACUUCUUGAACAAACAUAAGAAUAUGUGUUGGAAAAAAUUGCUUUUGCAGCUAUUAUUUAAUCAAAGAAAUUUAUGCAAAUUGAAGACGUAAUGAAAUGCAAAUAUUUAUCUGCAAAUAUGUGCGCUAUCCGGGAAAACUUAUUGAAAGAGAAACUCAAUUAUAAGUUUGCACUUUGUAACAGAUAAGUUCUGAAUAAUUUAUAAUAGUUCUUGCAAGUUAAUCAUUCUCUGCAAUUGCCACAACCUGUUUGAUGUGAUGCUUUAUAACGGUUUCUUUUUCUUUCAUUUUAUACAAUUAUGUGGAAACAUGAUUCGCAAAUGCACAUGAAAAAAAGUGUUGAAAGCAAAAUAUCUCAUAAUUCAAUCCCUUCGUAACUACUCUGAUGAAGUAAUAACAAAAACGCACAAAAACAUUAUAUUCGUUUUUGAAAAAGAACUCAAGGAAAAGAGGAAAUAUUAAAUUUCGUUACAUUGGUGGACAAACGGUGGAAUUUUUUAGUUUUUGUACCGUUACGGUAUUUUGUGGGCGAUCCUGAACCGCAGGAACGUUAUAUCUUCGCAGUACAAGGCUAGUAAAAGAAGCCCAAAAAACCAAAGGUUUUGGUUUAUGGCUGAUUUUGCCCACCUGUACGCAAGCAUUUGCAGUGCCUUUACCUAACUUACAGUAAGCAUAUUAAUUUGUAAAACCGGGAGAUGGUCUACCACGAACUAGCACACGCAUGAACACACACAUCUAACUCUAUUUGUAAUUGGAUAUUGAUUACGAAUAUAUACGCUUUGCAGGGUCUCUGCCGCAUUAAUUUGCGUGUGCAUUUCGAUGCGUAGGGUUAAGUAAAUAGUUGUUUUGCAGCACGAGAAUCAUUCCUUUUCUUUACGCGUGAAUAAAACAAUUAAAAGGAAAUAAAUAAAUAAUAUGAUUUAAAGAAAUUGUCUACGGUACACUCGCUUGAGGGAUUUUGUUCCGGGGCUACCACAACAUCGCAGCGCGAUUUGUUUUUCUUUUUUUUAAUGUUCAAUGGAUUUGUACCAUUUUAUUAUUCAGAGCAUAUUGCUUUAAAUAUGAGAAUAAGAAAAACAUUUAAGAUACGAAAGCAAUCGAAAUAUGUCGACGAAGACAUAUUUCUACAAACAUUUUUUAUAUGUUCUGUAAGUGCCAGAAAAAAGUUGCUCUUUUUCUUCCCUUAAAUAUUUCAACCAAUUUUCACACAUUUCCAUUUCUUUCGCGAGAUGAAUAUAGCUUAUGACCUCUCGAUGCUAGAUGUAAUAGUUGUACUUUAUGGAGAAGCUACGCUUUCUCAAUAGCGUUACAUUUUUGCAAUGAAGAUACGUCAUUAAGGGUCUUAUCAGUCCCUAUAUUGAUAGAGAGUGAAUGUUUCUUGUACAUCUACGUGAUUCAGAAAGAAAGCCAGGUAACGGAGAAAAUGUAAAGAAAGUAAUGUCCGUGUACGUUUGAAUUGCGGGGAAUAUGUGGAGCAAAUAGGAAAACCACUCAGUAGUAGAGAACUACUAUUCCAACGAAGGCCCUUAGUAGCCGUGGUCGAUUGUGCGAAUCGGAAUGAUAGGAAGAGCAGUCCUUGAUAGGUUGGCAAAUAUGUAACAACUUCAUAAACUACGCAUUAGUAGCAUGCAGUUUGACUUACGCUGACGCAUAAGUUCCGGGAUUGUUCUUUUCUGAUUGAUUUUGUAUAAGUAGUAUCCAUUUUAAGAAAUCAUGGGCCGAGCGGUAUGCUUAUACAUCAAAUGUUAAAUUGUCCACAUUUUCGUUUACUCGGAAUUCGCAACCGUUUUGAGACUUUAAAUAAAACCGAGUUUCCUCCUUCGAUUCUUUUAGGACUAUAACCUUUUUACAAAUUGAACCAAAACUUUCUUAAGUAUAUCCAACUAAACUUCAUAUACGUUUAUCUAGCUUCUUCAUAAAUGUUUAUCUAUCAUUUAAUCUUUAAGGAUAAUGUUAUGAGUAUGAGUCCAUGAAGGUUAGACUUUUGAUAACCUCCAGAGCAACAGAAAGGCUCACGCUAUUCGGAAACUAAAGGGUCUUUCGUUAAGAGUGAUAGUCGUUAAGAGAUAAUUUUUUUAUUUUGAAAACCAAACUACUCAACCUAUCAAAGUAAAAUGUGCUUUAUUUUGAAGCUGCUGUUAUCUUUAGAGCAUAAUAUGCGCACGAUAUGUCCAAUUGUUCACCACUCUGUCGUUAGUCUGAUUGUUCGUCUGCAAAUAUUCCAAAUCUGACGCUUUAACCGCCUGAAAAAACCUCCAUGCCAGGCCUGAAUAGAGAAACAAUGAUGGAGCCUAAUUCUCUGGCGAACAAGCGAUAAGCAUCCAAAGGUGAACUGCCGUCUUUUUUUAACGAUUUCUAAACGAUCGAGAAUAGUGAGUCGCUGGAUGAUGAAGCAAAUUAUAUUAGAUAUUUACCCACCUGGAAGCACCAAAAGUAAACAUAUUUGGAACUGAAAAUUACAAUUUUGAAAACUGUCGCUUUCAGCGAAAGACCCAUUAAAACCCUUCUUUCCUUAAGCUUAAAUGAAAUUUUCAUCAUGGGACAAGUUGACUAUUUUCCACUUGCAGUUUUUUUAUUGCUGGUACAGACAAUUUUGUUAAACGUUAAGUAUUUAUUCAAAAUGGUCUCAAAAUAAUGGAUUACGAGGAAAUAGUGGAACUCGAGGAAAUAAAUGCAUAAAACCAGACGAGGAUUGGCGAGGAACACGCAAGCGGAAAAUCACCUGAAUUAAACAGCAAUUAGUUUUCAGUCGGUUGGCAUAUAUAAUUUUUAUUUUUGCUAAAGCACAAUGUUUUUCUGGUCGUCAGUUCAACUGGCCGACCUUCGCCCUGUUUCAUGUUUGAAAUGUCGGAGUAAAAGCUUUUGAAAUUUGCAACUGAAACGUAAUUUAUACUAAAAGACUAUAUUCUCAGCAUAAAUUUUUACAAAAGCUGAAGAGAUAUACAUCCACAGCAACUCUGUCAGUUGCAAAAUUUAGCACAAUAUUUUCACCGUACACUUCAUAAAUUUGUCGGCACGUUUUUGCAGCGUUUUUACCUUUUUUAUACUCAAAAAGCAUCACAUGUUAGAUAUUUCACUCAUCUUCAAAGAAAGUAAAGAAUUAGAAAACUAUCUUAACAAAAAUUGAAAGCUGAAAUGUCACCUUUUCAGCACAUGUUCGUUUGAGACAAUAAGAUAAAUGUUGCCCGAUAUAACAACGUCAAUACCAUCUAUAGGCAAAAAAUCGCGGAAACCUUUUAUAUCAAUCAUUAUUUAAUGCACCUAUCUAAAAAGUCCUGAUUUGCUAAAAGUGUGGAAGAGAAUACAAUUUUCGUGACUGUUUAUCAGCAUUUUGCGGAAGUAAUUCAUUGAAAACUGCUUUUAAAUAUUUAGAAACUUGACCUUUAAAAUUUUUUUUUUUUUAAUUUUCUAAACCAAGAGGGAUUACCUGCUUAAAGUGCUCAAGUCUAUUAAAAUUUAAAUUUUUAGUUUUAUAAGCGAAAAAUGUACCUAUCAUUCUUAGCAACUAAGUGCUUAAGUUGUGGUUGCUUCAAACUUAAUUUAAUUAUAUUGGAAAUAAAAGACACAAGCUUCCCCAACCACAAGGAUAUAAAAAAAUUUUUUUUUUAUAACCGAAGAGUUGUGUUCAAAUGAAUUCUGAAAGUUUGCUUAACGUGAAAAAUAAACAAAAUUGCAAAAACUUGUUAGUAUUAAUAAAGUUCUACUUUGUAUUUUAUAGAAAAGAAAAAUAGAAAAAAAAAAGAAAAAAACACUGACACACUUAAACUUUUUCUCAUAUUAUUUAUGGCUUUCAACACAACAAACAAAAAGAAGAGAGUUUUUUAGCUUACCUUGUUCAUACAAGCUAGAAUAUUCACCUCUAUUCUACCUUGUUAUGUUGGAAAUGUAAAAAUAAAUAAAAAUCAAAUAAAGAAAAAAAAAACACAGCAAUCCUAAAUAGACAAGUGUUACAAGAAGAAAAAUUAAACGUAGAUGCAUACAAAUUAUGUGAAUAUUUUGGCAAAAUCUGCAAAUAUUUAGAUAUAAAAUUUAACAAAAAGACUAAAUGUGUUUUGAAUGCUCGUAACAAAAAAAAAAAGGAGAAAAUAGGAAGCGAACGAGAGAAAUGAAGUUUUGAAAAUAAUUUUAAUAGCAGCUAAAUAUAAGAACAUAACCGCCAAGAACUUUAAAAGCAACAGCAAUAAUAAGACCGACAAAAAGAACAUUCACAAACGUCGUAGCCACAGUAGCAGCUGCGUCAGUCGACAGCCAUUACAGCGAAAAUUACUUAAAACAGCUCCCCAAAGAAGAAUAUCCGCCUAGCAACAACUACACCGCAGGGAUCUAUGCUCUAACUUUAGUCAAAAGAACAACUGCAGCAUUUACAAUGAGCACAAAAACAUUUCUAACAUCGCUCUUAUUAUCAGCAUAAGGGUCUGCAAUACCAGCGAGUAUCAACAAAAACAUCAAACAACCGAACAAACGGUUGGCAACGGCGACACCAAAAGCCAGUCAUGCUGCAUUAAAAUGCCCCUAAGACGUUUAAUACUAGCAUUGUUGGCAACUGUCAUCUGUGCCAUGGAGUUAAGCGUAUGCGAUGCCAAAUUGCCUCAACAAUUAGUGACACUUUUGUGGCAACAUAACGCAACUGUAUCUAAGGAAAAUCCAAAUAAAUCUUCCAAUAGAACAAACAGUUUGAAGACUACACCUGCCAGAACAACCACAACAACAGAAACAACAGCAUCAUUAGCAAUAAGCGGCCUUGCUGGUCUAUCAUCACAUACACAUGACUUGGUCGCAACACCAAGCCUAUCAACGUCAUUAUCGUCAACUUUAAUAAAAAAUAACAAAAAUUUACUCGACUUGUAUGCAUUGACCCCAGCUGUUGCGAGCUUAGAAUCUGCCGCUUUGAUCGAAGAACAGCCAUUAACACAAAAUUCGAUAACGACAAAUUUACCACAACCCAUUACAAUACAAGAACAACAACAAGAACAAUUUACAACAACAUCAUCUGCCGCCUUCUCACCGAUAACUAACCCAAAUUCCGAUUACUCUGAGGAAUGGUUUUAUUCAUUGCCUCCAAAUGCACUAAGCACUGACGUUGAUAGUGAUGCUGGCACUAGCGAUUUACCGCCAUUGGAUGAAGAACAACAAGCAAUAGCUGAUUUAUUAACCAAAGGAUUUUCUAUACCAACGUUUUUACCACCGUUUCCGGUUUUUGCUGUAGCCGAUUUACCUGCCUAUUUGAAUUCGGUAUCGACAACUACAACAGCCACCACCACUACCGCAGAUACCACAUUCGAACAAUCAGCUUUAAUGCCGAAUCUGUUUAAUAGCAAUACACAAGAGCAGCAUUUAUUUUUGGACAAUUCACUAACAGGCAAUGCGCACAUAUAUAGAAACUCGACUAUGGCAACAACAACAAAUAUAACCGUACAAAUGGGCAAUCAUGCCUACAUGCCAUGCCAUAUUCAUCGUUUACAAAAUAAGCCCGUGUCAUGGGUACGUUUGCGUGAUGGUCAUAUAAUCUCGGUGGAUCAAACAACAUUUAUAGCUGAUCAACGUUUUCAGGCUAUCUAUCAAAAUGACAAUGAAUAUACCUGGUCGCUGCAAAUCAAAUACGUUCAUCCGAGUGAUGAGGGCUGGUAUGAGUGUCAAGUUAGCGUUGAACCCAAAAUGAGUGCAAAGGUUUAUUUAAAAAUUGUUGUGCCACUCACCGAGUUGAUUGGUGAUCAAAAUCGUUUUGUUAAGGCUGGCAGUAAGGUGGUGUUGCAUUGUAUAGUACGCGGUACCCUAGAUCCGCCACAAUACAUUAUAUGGUUUCGUGACAAAGCGCAAAUCGGCGACGAUAACGGCAUGGGCUGGUAUUCACAAUUGGAUCGCAAUAUAUUUGGAAACAGCGAGGAUAAUCAGAAUACGAUUGGUUCUUUAAUUAUACCCUUUGUACGUAAAAUGGAUUCGGGUAAUUACACUUGCCAGCCAUCAAACAGUGCUUCUGUUUCGGUACAUUUACACGUUUUAAGUGGUGACUAUUCAGCAUCUGCCAUAAUGUCUACUGGCAACAAUUAUACCCUGAAUUCUUACUAUCUAUUGCUGUUACUGCUGUUAAUGUCCUUCUAUAAAACGUGACUGGACUUUAAAUGCUAACUAUAUAAAAUUAACUAACCAUUUCGGUAUAACACUUAAACAUUAUAAAGAGUUAGUGGUAACGCAAUCAUGUGUACAUAUACAGAAAAGCGAUUAAUUAAAAAUAAUUAAAAUUAAUUUUUAAGAAGAACUGCAGAAAAUUUGUGCGGAAAUUUGUACUAUAGGAAUUUAAAAAGAAAUAUGAAAGAAAAAAUUAAAAGUUUUUUACAAAGCUCUCCAAAAAAUUCUAAACAUCUUAAACUCAAUACAGCUUUCAACAGAAUACCUAACAAUCAAUAGAACAAAGGGGUCUUAGGGCCAAUCUUAUAUACUCGCCACUCGAAGCAAAUAUAUCAAAAUUCAAUUUUUUUUCUUAAUUUCUGUGAUGCCAAUGGAUUUGAGGCGGGACGAAACGAAACACAUUUAUUUAGAUUUAUAUUUGACUUUUGCUUCAACCAUACAAACACUGGACCAAUUUCCGUUUUAUGCCCUACACCACUUGUGCUAUAACGUAUAUUAAGUUUAUGCCUACAAAUAUUGCCCGAGUAUAACCCGAAGAAUCAAGAUAAAUUCAUCUUCUAUUAUAUCGAUCGAUUUAGAAAAAUUUUCUGAAUUUUCCCUUUGCUUUUCUCUGUCUCAUAUUCUUGGGUCCAAUUUACGGGACUACAUUUUUGAGAUAUUUUGAUGAAAUUCUGUACAUCGACUUGUUUUGUAUCAAGAACGAAUAGU